AUGGGAUGCUGGCGUCGUAUUCUGGUAGAUGAUACUGUACCUGUAGAUAAAGGGGGUAGACCCCUUUUACCUUGUACCUCCAACAACUUUGAAUUGUGGCCGAUACUCCUCACCAAGGCACUGCUCAAGGUUGCUUCACUGACUUGGACAGAACACCGCGAGAUCGUCGACUUUCAUCCAAUCGCUUGUUUAACAGGCUGGAUUUGCUUGACGCUAGACGUCACGCACUUGUCGUCGCAAGAUAAGUGGGACUUCCUGAUGAAAUAUUCCGAGCAUUUCGAGUGGACGUCGCAAACUACUCGUGGUAACACGAUUCCAGAAAGCUCCACGAACAACGUUCUGACCGACAAGGCGAGGAGACCUGAAGAAACUUUGCGGCCACUCAUCGAAACCGAGAAACCUCAACCGAUCAUGCUGUUUCUUCUCUUGAACGAUAUCCGAGAACUCGGAAACGAGGUGGUACCUGGUCUAUCACCUUGCUGGGAUCACGUAAUUCACGUCGUUCAGUCACGCAACAUUCCUCUGGAUCCCAAAGACGUAAAAGCCCCGUUAGCAAAGUGGAAACUGCAUCGCUGGUUAAAAUGGGCCGUUUCGCAAAGUGUAAUCGAUCCCGCCGAUUAUUUCGUUCCGAUUCGUUACUUGAGGGUGAUCGGUCCUCUCGCGAAAUGCAACGAGAGUGCUGUCUAUAUUUACGACGAAAGUGAUGCUGCGCGAAACUCGAUCUUUCCAAACGAGAUCGAGCAGUCUGAUAAAUCUGCAUGGAGAACGAGAUCUCAGAGAGCACCAGAUUCGCCCACUACGAUGAAAGAAGAGGCAACGGAAGAUGUCAGUCGAUGGAUUGACUUUAAUACUAUUGCCUCAUAUUUGAGGGAAGUGCAUUUGUUUUAUAAGCUGCAGUAUUUGCGGUGCUCGAUUCAAGUGACGGUGAAUAAUGUUAUAAAGAUGACAAGCAACGGAAACCGCACGGUCACAAAAGAAGUCGAAAAGGAAAAAGCAGAUAUUUACAUUACAAGCAAAAUUCUAAAAUCCAGAAAUAGAUUCUUGUAUUUGUUCUGCGACUCUCGGGAGAGUAAAUUCUUCUUGGUUAAUCUUUCCGCUGCGCCAAGAAAGAGAGAUGUCUCAAAGGAGUCACAAUGGAAAGAUUUUCUCAUUUUGGAAAAAUAUAAUUGGUUUACCGGAACAAAUCAAUCGGAACAAAAAAUAAUUAUUUCCACGAUCGGCAGCAAAUCGACUGUCUUAGAACUAGAAGCUGGCAGACAACUCUUACGAAUUCAUCGCCGUUCAGAAGCCAGUCUGACGAUAAUUUCUUCUGAUACGGAUUUUUAUCUUGGAAAUCGAGCUACUGUGCAACAACUGAUGACCGCAGAAUCCGAUAGAAUCGAAUGGAUGUCGAAGAUAAUCAGCGAUAGUCUCUGCAAAGCUUAUCGAUCGUUCGGAACGAAUAAUUACCCGGUAAUGUUGAAAAAUUAUUAUCAAAGCUACAUGUCAUCCGACUCGCAGCAUGUUCUUUCGAAAGAAGAUAAAAAUGUUUCCUCGCUGAUACAUCAGUUCUUCAUAGAAGAACAGGUCCGAUUGAUCAAGGAAAUCGUUCUCGAUAGCGACUUUGAAAGCACUCUUCGCUUUUUGAGAAUUUUUUUCCUGAAUCCAAAUAUUAGACUGAAUUCGACAAAAACUCAGAGAACACUUCAAGAUCUUAUAACGCAAGAGAAAAUACCGCGCAUCUAUAUUUCUGAUUACAAUAAAGCAGCUACGUCAAUUCAGUCCUUCUUCAGGAUGGCUCUUGUGAAAGACUACAAACGACUUCACAAUCCGGAUCAUGCUCUGCAUAUGCAGAUUCGCAAGGAACUUUUCAAGAUAUCUGAUUUACUCGAUUCGUCUAUCGCAAGUCUAUUGCUGAGAAACGUCAUCAGCCGUCACAAUUUGCACGAUCUCUAUCCUUGUUCCAAGGAUUUCGCGCAUGUCCUGAAUAUUCAAGAAUUCAAAGGUACCCUGGAAAACAUCAGACACGACCAGUGGUUCCCGGUUGUCAGACUCGUCGUGAAUACCAAACCCGCAGAGAGCGUCUUCGCAGCCUUCGAACUGUUGAUCGAUCUUUCUCGGGUCGCCUUGCGAGUCUUCAACAAUCAAAACGGACGCGAAGUGACGCGUAUCGUGAACCACGUGGCUCCAGCUCGCUAUGAAUAUCUGUCAGAUGGUUACACAGUAUUUGCUUACGGGUGGAACGAAAAACAACGUAUCCGGGAACUGGAUUGGGCGAUUCGUAUAAUCACAAUAAAGGGAAAACCAAUGCUUCAUCAACCAGGCGAGCAGCAGAUAAAACCUCCCAAGCUCGUGGUCGAUGAAUUAGUUGGUACUUACGUUCCCAACAUCAGGAAUUGCAUCUCGCGAUGGAUUAUGCGAGCGACUUUAGGAAACAUCGUCUCGAUAAGAUUGACAACUUCUUACGACCUGGCAAAAGUCAGAAUGAAAGUUACCGAUGAAGGAAACAACAUUUUGGCUGACAUAAGAGGUGGCUCUAAGGUCUUUUUACCUUUAAUCAGUUUAAAACACUCCAAGAGCAAAGAUUAUGAAAUUAAAAAAGGAAACUCUGAUGAAGAGUUUAGAGAUGCAAUGGAAGAGAAGAAACUCUAUUACAUAGAUGCUUUCGUUCUUGAUGACAGCUGGCCUCUUACAGAUGCCGAGUGGGCAGUCGUGAAUCAGGCAAAGAAGAAGAACGCGGAAAAUUUUAAAACGAAGACGCAAUCUGGGACUAAAGGAUCGACAAAGUCAAAUCUGUCUACGACGAGAAAAGAUUCGAAACAAUUAAAUAAUGAUCAAGCCAUAGAACCACCAUAUUGGAUUCUUCAGAUUGUCACAGAUGCUCGGGAUGAUAUAGAGAUCUGUCAAGAUAAGAAAAGAGAACUAGAAAUAAGAUUAUUAAAGCAAUCCUGGUGGUCAAAGGAUCCUAAUCGAUUCAAACACGGAAAGGAACUACGAGAGGUCUUCCUGAAGACGCACGUCUUAAAAUUUGAACCAGAAGCGUCUUUAAACCAGAAUGUAGAACAAUCGAACGUAAUAGAAGAUGAAGAUCUAGCGUUUUGUCUAUCACAUCCGAGGCAAUAUAGGUCUUUAAAGCCACCAGGAUUUUUUCACCUGCCCGCUUUAGACCUGACAAAGUACGCGAAGAGAGACGACGUUGUAAAACAUCUUCGUACAAGGAUGAAGAACAAUGACGAAAAAUUACGAAGCGACGUGAAAAUCGAAAGUGAAAAAGAUUACUCCAAUUACUUGGCUGCGCUGAUAAACAAACAAUUACAAAGGUACGCAAACUUCUUCAGGAAGAAAGAGACAAAUUUUUGGCAGAGAAGAACUCUGGUGGACGCUGCUUACGAAUCGAGGAAGAUCUACAUUGACAGUUCGAUGUCCGAAAGAGCGAGGACCAAAGAGAAGGAGAAGAAGAAAUGAAGAAAAACGUGGAGACGUGCGGCUUUACGAUGCUAUUUCAUAGCGUCGUUACGAUGCUCCCUGUUCACUCGCUUCUUCAUGACUGUCCACGAUCUACCUUUUAAUGACGCUCCUCUAGCCGCUCAAGAAAGAAGUAACGGCGAUCCGUCCCGUCUAUUUUCAUCCGGGACCAGUCCACGCGGUCCAGCAAGAUUAUUAUGAAACUGCGAGAUGAGACACAUCUACACACACGAGGGAGGCUACUUU
Nylanderia fulva is the source of this 3690-nucleotide messenger RNA. Lineage: Eukaryota; Metazoa; Arthropoda; Insecta; Hymenoptera; Formicidae. The record is from RefSeq and is a predicted model, not a curated record.